AUGCUGCCGGGGGUGGGCGUGUUCGGCACCAGCCUCACGGCUCGUGUCAUCAUUCCGCUGCUGAAGGACGAGGGCUUCUCGGUGAAAGCGUUGUGGGGCCGCACGCAGGAGGAAGCGGAGGAGCUGGCCAAGGAGAUGAGCGUCCCUUUCUACACCAGCCGCAUUGACGAGGUGCUGCUGCAUCAGGACGUGGAUCUGGUGUGCAUUAACCUGCCGCCGCCCCUCACGAGGCAGAUCGCGGUCAAAACCCUGGGCAUCGGCAAGAACGUGAUCUGCGACCGCACGGCCACGCCGCUGGACGCCUUCCGCAUGAUGUCGGCGGCCCACUACUACCCCAAGCUCAUGAGCAUCAUGGGCAACGUCCUGCGCUUCCUGCCUGCCUUCGUGCGCAUGAAGCAGCUCAUCGAAGAGGGCUACGUGGGCGAGCUGCUGGUGUGUGAGGUGCGCGUGCACAGCGGCAGCCUGCUGGGCAAGAAGUACAACUGGAGCUGCGACGACCUGAUGGGUGGCGGCGGCCUGCACUCGGUGGGCACCUACAUCAUCGACCUGCUCACCUUCCUCACCGGCCAGAAAGCCGUCAAGGUCCACGGGCUGCUCAAGACGUUCGUCAAGCAGACGGACCACAUCAAAGGCAUCCGCCAGAUCACCAGCGACGACUUCUGCACCUUCCAGAUGGUGCUGGAGGGCGGCGUGUGCUGCACCGUCACCCUCAACUUCAACGUGCCCGGCGACUUCAAGCAGGACGUGACGGUGGUUGGCUCCGCCGGGCGCCUGCUGGCCGUGGGCACUGACCUGUAUGGGCAGCGCAACAGCGCCCCGGAGCAGGAGCUGCUGCUGGAGGACGCCACGCGCGUCAGCAACUCCCUGCUGCCCGAGAAGGCCUUCAGCGACAUCCCCGCGCCUUACCUGCGCGGCACCAUCAAGAUGAUGCAGGCCGUGCGCCGGGCCUUCCAGGACCAGGACGACCGGCGAACCUGGGACGGGCGGCCGCUCACCAUGGCGGCCACGUUCGAUGACUGCCUGUAUGCCCUGUGUGUGGUGGACACCAUCAAACGGUCCAGCCAGACGGGCGAGUGGCAGAACAUCGCCGUCAUGACGGAAGAGCCAGAGCUGAGCCCGGCCUACCUGAUCAGCGAGGCCAUGCGGCGGAGCAGGAUGUCCCUCUACUGUUAGCCCAACCUAGGACAAGGCGGAGCCUGAGGGGGAGCGAGGGGACUGCACGGAAGGAG
This is a messenger RNA of Echinops telfairi (small Madagascar hedgehog), 1229 nucleotides long. It is a transcript of the gene GFOD1, whose product is annotated as glucose-fructose oxidoreductase domain containing 1. The coding region runs from base 1 to 1173 and encodes 390 amino acids. The transcript has 2 exons. The record is from RefSeq and is a predicted model, not a curated record. Lineage: Eukaryota; Metazoa; Chordata; Mammalia; Afrosoricida; Tenrecidae. Gene Ontology annotation, molecular function: nucleotide binding.